CAGAUGGGAUUCCGGCCUCCUCUGUGUGGAGCAGUAGGUUGUCUGUGUGGGUCCCACACGGCGCUUAUGGAAUCUGAAAGUGUAGGGACAUCAAGACCGCCCUGGCAGUGAGAUCCAAACCUGAAGCACACACCUGCUUGCGUUAGCGUCAGAUAGCGGUCGCCAGUUAACUAAAGCAAAUUCUUCUUUUUAGCAGAAUUAAGUGGUAACAUUUUGCUAUCCGUUAUUGUGUAAAUGUGGAUAAAAUCGCUUAAGCUUGUAAUGCAAUUUGGAUGGAAUUUAUCUGUAUUGUCAAUGUCCAGUGCACCCCGGGAAAAAUAAUAAGGGUCAUAGAAACUGUGACAUGGAAUUGUAUGCUGGUGGAGUGAAAAAUAGUAUCUAAUAUGCUGGUGAGAAAGUACACAAGGAAUUCUACAGCAUAGCAGGUAACAAGCCACCAGGAAGCAAGCUGGAAAAGUCACAUAUUCAAAGUUAACCUGCCCGGUAAUGAGAACAAGAACUCUGACCUGUUCCUCUAAUUGGUUGUGUUCUGGCCUUGUGAAAUUACUGGAGCCUAUCACACCUCUCCUUGCAUUUCUGUCCCCGUGUGAACUACAGGUUAACGGUUGUGCAAGGACAAUUGAUGUGAUUCUGAUGUUAGAAUGGGUGAUGGCACAGAAUGCUUGUCAUUUAAUGAAAGAUUAGCCAAUCAAGUUGGUAAAAGUAUUUUAAUGUACCCAGUUAAAAUUUUUAAAUUUUUUAAAAUGUUGUAGAUCAAGUCUGAUAUUUCUUGGAACUAUUUUCCUUAUGUGAGGUUAUUUUCUAUGGCAUAAUGUGUGUUGUGCUCUCCUUUUUUUGUGUGAAUAGUAGCCCAUUGAGCAGGGGUGUCAAACUGGGGCCAUAGUGUCUGCAGGUUUUUGUCAUUUCCUUUCACUCAGCUGCCAAUUAAGGCCUUGAGAACAAGGUCUGUGGAUUCCUUAGCCAAUCAAUGAAACACCUGUGCAGAGAAUACCCCAAAACCCAGCAGAAACUGCAUCCCUGCAGGACUGGAGUCAAACCAGAAGACGCUGCGGCCCUCCAAGACUGGAGUUAAACCAGCAGAUGCUACAACCCUGCAGGACUGGAGUUAAACAAGCUGACACUGCAGCCCUCCAGGACGAGUUAAACCAGCAGACACUGCAGCCAUCCAGGACUGGAGUUAAACCAGCAGACACUGUGGCCCUCCAGGACUGGAGUUAAACCAGCAGACGCUACAGCCCUGCAGGACUGGAGUUAAACCAGCUGACACUGCGGCCCUCCAGGACUGGAGUUAAACCAGCAGACACCGUGGCCCUCCAGGACUGGAGUUAAACCAACAGACACUGCAGCCCUCCAGGACUGGAGUUAAACCAACAGACACUGCAGCCCUCCAGGACUGGAGUUAAACCAACAGACACUGCAGCCCUCCAGGACUGGAGUUAUACCAACAGACACUGCGGCCCUCCAGGACUGGAGUUAAACCAACAGACACUGCGGCCCUCCAGGACUGGAGUUAAACCAACAGACACUGCGGCCCUCCAGGACUGGAGUUAAACAAGCCGACACUGUGGCCCUCCGGGACUGGAGUUAAACCAGCAGACACUGGCCCUCCAGGACUGGAGUUAAACCAGCAGGCGCUACAGCCUUUCAGGACUGAAGUUAAACAAUCCGACACUGUGGCCCUCCGGGACUGGAGUUUUACACCUGUGCCAUAGAACGAAAAUGAAGGUGCUGCUUGAAGUUGUAUUAUUUUGCCAAUAGGGGGUGCUUGUCUCUCUGCAUCAGUCGAACACUGUGCAGUAGGUAGUGAUUUCCUAUCAGAUGGAACAUCAAUUCAAGGUCCUGACUUUUUAGGUCAUUUAGAGUGCUGUGAUACUUUUGUAAUAUAGGAGUGCCACCAUCUUAGGCUCCUGAAAAUUUCCUUGUGUUGUCACUUAACAUUUUUGUGGUAUUUCUUAUGGUUCAUAAAGGUUGCAUCAAUGGUGAAAUGCCAAGUGAAAUUUACUGAUUAUGAAAUCUGAGAAAAGCAUUAUCCACACGUGAGACUCGACAGUAUUCAGAGCAAGAGUUCAAAAUAGCUGAUCAUUUUGGUAUAAACGGUCUUGAACACUUAUGAAUGGGUCCAGUCGAGGUUUACCUGCCACAUACAUUUGUUUAGAAUUACAACAGGAAACUAGUGCAAGCGUUAGUAUGAUAAGAUUUGGAUAAGAAGACAUAAUCUUUUGGAUCAGUGUAUAAUCUUGAGCAUUCCAUCUUGCUUGUAAACACAAACAAUUGUGGUCUUUGAACGAUGACGGAUAAUGCGUUGCUAGGGUUUAGGUCUGAAACACAAUAACAUGGGUGGAAAUAUUCAGGUUCAUAAAACUCCAUUGUUAAAAAAAAAAAAAAAAAAACCUUAAAUAAUUUAAGCAGUAGAAAUGUGAUCGUGAACAUAUGCGCACCACAGUAUACCAUAGGUUAGUAGCCUAAGGUACACAUUAAAGGAUGCGCUCCUUUUUUACGCAUCUCUUGAGUCAUAAUUAUUUUCAAUCAAGCAGGAUAUCCCACAACCUAACUUCUGAGCCUAUUUGGUAGCUUACAUUAGAAUAUAGGCUAGGCUACAAUGCGUGUGGUUUCUUUGCUCUUCCCAGCGCUGCAGAGGUUGAAUUCUGUCAGGAAAACCACGCUGUUCAGUGGGCAGAAUGAUGGAGGGUUUCAACAUGUGUUAGGGCUAAUAACACUAAUUCACGUUGACAUGGUUUGUCUCCAGGACUGGUUUACUUGAGGUAAUCUAUAUAUUGAUAAAUGGUUGAUGCACCUUUCGUCGUCUUACGACUUAUUUUUUAGAUAGGUCGUAGGUCUACUUCGACUACCGUUUUAUAUGCUGUUAGUUCGACUGACCCAGCUUCGACUGCUUAUCCAGCCCAUGUUUUCGACGUAAUCUCUCCUAUAGCCUACUGUCAAUGAACAAGCCUUAGUUCCUCUCUUCCGCUCCCGUCGUCAGGAGCCGCUCGGCUUUGCUCUACGUAUUUCCAUUGCUCCGCCCACCCGCCCCUUCGGGAUUUUUUCAUUGCAUCCAUUUUUGUGCAUUUAAGAAAUCUCCAAGAAUUAACAACCUGGAGCAGACCGAGAAAGAGGAGGAGGAGGAGGAAGGACGCGAAAGAAAACAAACAGAAAAGGACUCCUCAUUUUCAAGAUGCGAAUAACCUCUUCCUAGAAGAUGACCGCGAUGGGUUAGAAGGGAUUUAACAUGAUUGCGAAAUAAAAAGCAAUUGUAUCUGAAGAUGUCGGCUCCGCUCGGGCCCCGGGGCGGCCCGGCCGCUCCUCCUGCGGCUGCUCACCUACCAGAGGUGCCGGACCUCAGUCAUCUAACAGAGGAGGAGAGAAAGAUCAUCCUCGGCGUCAUGGACCGACAGAAGAAAGAAGAUGAAAAGGAACAGUCCAUGUUAAAGGUCAAGGAAGAACAAAAGCCUCAGCCGCCACAGUGGUUUCCGUUUAGCGGUAUCACUGAUCUGGUAAAUAGCGUUCUUCAACCCCAGCAAAGCUCCCAAAAUGAGAAGCAGCCUGAGACGAGGUUGCACCAGCAGUUUGAGAUGUACAAGGAGCAGGUGAAGAAGAUGGGGGACGAGUCGCAGCUGACGCUGGAGCAGAAGGGGGAGGCGCCCACUUGCGGAAUCUGCCACAAGACCAAGUUCGCCGACGGCUGCGGUCACGUCUGUUCAUAUUGCCAAACGAAAUUCUGUGCACGGUGCGGAGGUCGAGUGCCUCUGCGGUCAAAUAAGGAGGAAAAAGUGGUAAUGUGGGUAUGCAACUUGUGCCGAAAACAACAAGAAAUCCUCACAAAUUCGGGAGCCUGGUUCUACAGCGACGGCCCGCGGCAGCCGGGCGACUGUGAGGCCCACCACGCCCGCCGCAACGAGGAGGCGCCUCGGGAGAAGAAGGCCAAACUGCAGGACCCGUACUACUACCCAGCAAGCUCAGGGGACGGGAACACGCCGCACGGGCCCCUCAGAAACGGCUCGGGCCGGAGGUACUCAGGCGACGCGCCCGUCGACAGGAAAAGAAGCCCAUCAGCAUCCAGGGAUCCAAACCAAACGUACGACCAAAGGGAGGACAGGGGUGAGCGCUCGCAGUAUGCGCCGGCGGACGGCGGGAUGCCCAGAUCACCGUCCGACUACGGGGAUCGGGACCCUCGCCGGGCGGGGCGGGGCCCACGGAUGUACGAGGACGCCAACGCGGCACACGGCGAGUACCAGGACCGGCGGGGGCACUGGGGGCGCUCGCAGGACUACCCGCCGGACGAGGACCUAGACGGGCAGCCCAGCGAGUACGAGCUCCAGCGCCGGCGGGAGGAGGAGUACCAGGCCCGUUACCGCAGCGACCCCAACCUGGCCCGCUACCCGGUCAAGCCGCAGCCCUACGAGGAGCAGAUGCGCAUGCACGCCGAGGUGUCGCGGGCGCGGCACGAGCGUCGCCACAGCGACGUCUCGCUGGCCUACACCGAGCUGGACGACCCGCGCGGGCGCCCGUCCCGCGCCCACCCCGCCUCCGACCGCCGCUUCCCGCCCGACGGCCAGCGCUCCUACUCCGUGGAGAGGACUUCCCCCGGCCCGGUCCGCCGGGCCGACCGCAGCCCGCCCACGCCGCACCGGAGCCCCGUGCUGGACCUGCGGCGGGGGCCCGGCGGGAUGGGGGACCCCGCCCGCCGGCCCCCGCCGCCGCCCCAGCAGCAGCAGCACCACCUGGACCCCGGCUCGGCCGUGCGCCGGAGCAAGCGGGAGAAGAUGGACGCCAUGCUGCGCAACGACUCGCUCAGCUCCGACCAGUCCGAGUCGGUCCGCCCGCCGCCGCCCAAGCCCCACAAGACCAAGCGGCUGGGCAAGAUGCGGCAGGUGUCCCUCAGCAGCUCGGAGGAGGAGCUGGCCACCACGCCCGAGUACACCAGCUGCGAGGACGUGGAGAUCGAGAGCGAGUCCGUCAGCGAGAAAGGGGACAGUCAAAGGGGAAAAAGAAAAGCUAUUGAGCAGGCGUUUUUGUCGGACGCGACUUACGCCUUUUCUGAGAGGCUAACGAAAACGGUGCGCUUUGGGGGCGAUUCGUUCGAAGAGGACUUGGAAUGGUGCGAACCCCAAGUUAAAGACUCUGGCGUUGAUACGUGCAGUAGCACUACCCUAAACGAGGAGCUUAGCCAUAGCGAGAAGCACCCCGUGACGUGGCAACCGUCCAAAGACGGGGAUCGCCUAAUAGGGCGGAUUCUGCUAAACAAGCGGAUGAAGGAUGGAACCGUGCCCCGCGACUCCGGAGCUCUGCUGGGACUGAAGGUGGUUGGAGGGAAAAUGACAGAAUCUGGUAGACUUUGUGCUUUCAUCACGAAAGUGAAGAAAGGGAGUCUAGCAGAUACUGUUGGACACCUCCGACCAGGCGAUCAGGUCCUGGAGUGGAACGGGAGGCUUUUGCAAGGAGCCACAUUCAAAGAAGUUUACAAUAUCAUUCUGGAGUCCAAGCCCGAGCCCCAAGUGGAGCUGGUGGUCUCGCGUCCCAUUGGAGACAUUCCCAGGAUACCCGACAGCACACAUGCACAACUGGAGUCAAGUUCAAGCUCCUUUGAGUCCCAGAAGAUGGAGCGCCCCUCUAUCUCUGUCACGUCCCCCAUGAGUCCAGGCCUGCUACGGGAUGCCCCCCAGUACCUGUCCGGACAACUCUCAAGCCAAAGCCUAAGUAGAAGAACUGCGCCUUUUGUCCCUAGGGUUCAGGUAAAACUCUGGUAUGACAAAGUGGGUCACCAGCUAAUCGUCACGAUACUGGGAGCAAAAGACCUGCCUUCGCGGGAAGAUGGGCGGCCGCGGAACCCCUACGUAAAAAUCUACUUCCUCCCCGACAGAAGUUUGAAUUAUUGUUCCUCCAGUGACAAAAGCAAAAGAAGAACAAAAACGGUAAAGAAAUCGUUAGAGCCCAAAUGGAACCAGACCUUUAUGUACUCGCCUGUGCACCGGCGGGAGUUCCGCGAGCGUAUGCUGGAGAUCACGCUAUGGGACCAGGCGCGAGUCAGGGAAGAGGAGAGCGAGUUCCUGGGAGAGAUCCUCAUAGAGCUGGAGACGGCCCUGCUGGACGACGAGCCGCACUGGUACAAGCUGCAGACGCACGACGUGUCCUCCAUGCCCCUCCCCAACCCCUCGCCCUACCUGCAGAGGAGACAGACGCACGGAGGGAGCCCCACGCGGAGGCUGCAGAGCAAAGGCUCGUACUCGUACAAUUCAGGAUCCCAGAGAAUCAGUGACAGCGAAAUCUCAGAUUACGACUGCGAGGAUGGGGUUGGAGUUGUAUCAGACUACAGACACAACGGCAGGGAUCUCCAGAGCUCGACGCUCUCCGUUCCAGAGCAGGUGAUGUCGUCCAAUCACUGCUCCCGGUCCGUGGACGUAAACCGGACGCGGUCGCGGUCGCCGAGCGUCCCCCCUCUCCAGAGCCGGAGUUUGGACCACAGCAACCGCAUGUCACCGUCUCAGUACAACACCACGAGUAGGAUUGACCGGCAGCGCAUGUCAGAAGACCGCUACUCCCCCGACAGCCAUUACCUCACCCUACCUCCUCGAUCCAGACACAGCCAGCCUGUCAAUCAUCUUCACACGGAUCCCAGCGGUCUCGUGUACCCCAUCUAUCGAGAGGACGCGGUCAGGCUACUGCGCUCCACGCGCGUCGCCCGCGCGUAUUCCGAGGGCGCGUAUGACCUGGAGAGGGGCAUGAGGAGGGAGAGGAGAUUGCCUGGCGCCUACGAUGACUCGUACCGCUCCCCGGAAAGAUAUUACAACGGACCUAACCACACGCCCAUCCAGCGGCCAGAUCACACAGUGAAUGGAGCUUGUGAGGGCUACAGCAGACCAUGCCCAAGGAUAGAAAUCGAGCCGUCCACAGACACCGAAAGAGAGGAGAACAUCCCAAAGUUUCCCUCCAAGCCAGAGCCCCAGCCUGUGGAAGAGCCCAUAAGGCACUACGGCGCCCUGGACAGGCGCGACUAUCACAGGUCCCGCUCGGCAGACCAGCGGCCGGCGGUGGAGCGGCCCGCCCCCCGCUCCCGGUCCACCGAGCGCCCGGAGUCCAGCAUCAUCAGGUCCAUGCCGUCUCUGCCGGCCGGAAGAUCCGCCCCUCCCUCACCUGCCUUAACGAGGGCGCACCCCCGCAGCGGAUCGGUCCAAACCAGCCCCGCCAGUUCCCCCCUGUCCAUUCGGAGAGGACGGCAGCUACCACAACUUCCUCCAAAGGGGACGCAGGAUAGAAAAGAUGGAGACGAAGGAGCAGAGCCUGACCAAGUGGAAGCAGGGGUGGAGCUUGAACCCCCGAACCCCCCGAACCCCCGAACCCCUGAACCCCCUGCACCUCCAGACCCCCCCGAGCCCCAUGAACCCCCCUCGCUGCAGCAGGCUUCUGAGGGUGAUCCAGAAUGUGAGGAGAAGCCUCAAGGCCCGCCGGUUAAUGGGAGAAAAGAAGUGACCUGGGAGGACCAGCAGAAAAAAGUCAAUGGUACGGUAACUGGCGGCAGGACGCGGCACAAUCCCUCGCCCCCCGAGCCAGAUACGGACUCACCCCGUCGGACGAGCUCAGUAGAGAAGGAGGAGGCCAUUCCACAGAACGGCGACGCAGGUGCCAUGGACGUGGAGGAGCGCGCGAGGCAGAUGAAGCUGAAGAUGAACAAGAGCCGGCUGGAGCAGGACCCCGCCAAGCGGCCGGCCAGGGAAGCCCCACGAGGCUCGGACAACCAGUCCGCCAAGUCGUCGGACAGCGACGUGAGCGACGUGUCCGCUGUGUCCAGGACCAGCAGUGCGUCCCGGCUCAGCAGCACGAGCUACGUGUCCGCCCAAUCAGAGCGACCGCGCGGGAACCGCAAGAUCAGCCAAACAAAAGGGGAGUCACAGGAAGGGGAGGAGCUUUUGGACAAUAUUUUACGUGAGGUGGCGGAAGAGGAAUUGGGGGCAAAGGAGAAGAGUGGGAGUGAUGGGGGUGGGGAGGGGGCACAGACAGAUGAAGGAAGCAAAGGAGAGGAGGAGGCAGACGAAGGGAAAUUGCAGAGGAGGUUCUCAGAGAACGACGUCAGGCAGAUGAGCGAGUCCGGGCAGAACAUGACCAAGAGCUCGAGCAUGGGCGGGGACAUGUGCAACCUGGAGAAGACGGACGGCAGCCAAUCGGACACGGGCGUGGGGACCACGGAGGACGCCGAGGAGAAGAAGAGGCGCUCAAGCAUUGGUGCCAAAAUGGUGGCGAUCGUCGGGCUCUCGAGGAAAAGCCGGAGCGCCUCUCAGCUCAGCCAAACAGAAGCGGGAGGAAAGAAGUUGCGGAGCACGGUCCAGAGGAGCGUGGAGACGGGGUUGGCGGUGGAGAUGAGGAGCCGGAUGACACGGCAGGCCAGCCGGGAAUCCACCGACGGCAGCAUGAACAGCUACAGCUCCGAGGGAAACCCAAUCUUCCCUGGGGUGCGCCUGUCUGCCGACAGCCAGUUCAGCGACUUCCUGGAUGGGCUAGGCCCCGCCCAGCUCGUUGGACGGCAGACAUUGGCCACGCCGCCUAUGGGUGACAUCCAGAUCGGGAUGAUGGAGAAGAAAGGAGCUCUGGAGGUAGAGGUGAUUCGGGCCCGAGGUCUCGUGGGGAAACACGGAAACAAGCAACUGCCAGCGCCCUACGUUAAAGUGUACCUGUUGGAGAACGGAGCCUGCAUAGCCAAAAAGAAAACUAAAGUAGCACGAAAAACACUGGACCCGCUCUACCAGCAGCAGCUCCAUUUUGUGGAGAGCCCAGGAGGAAAAGUUUUACAGGUCAUUGUGUGGGGAGACUAUGGGCGGAUGGACCAUAAAUCAUUUAUGGGUGCAGUUCAGAUACUUUUAGAUGACCUUGACCUGUCCAACAUGGUGAUUGGCUGGUAUAAGCUCUUCCCCCCGUCCUCUUUGGUGGACCCUACCUUGGCACCUUUGACUAGAAGAGCUUCCCAAUCCUCAUUGGACAGUUCCUCUGGACCUUGCCCUCGUUCGUAGCAGCAUGGGGGUAAUGAUAGCAUUGUCGUAGCAACCAGUGUUGGAGGUAACGAGUCUCGACAGGUCACAGGCCACGCCCCCGGCUACACUGCAUGCUUAAUGUUGUGUCUUCUGAGCCCGUACCUGGGGAUGCAAAACGUGGUCCUGUCUUUUCAGCAAAUGUCGCACACAUUGUGCGUGUAGAGCGCCCCCUACAGGGGAGAAACCAGUCAGCGGUAGCUGGACCGAACUUUGAAGCACGAGGAAUUCAGAAACGCUAGGUUUUCAUCCAAUUCGAAGCCAUGAGGGUGUGUGUGAAAGUGCGGGAGAGGGCUGGUGGGGGGCGGGGGGCGGGGGGGAGGUGAGAACCAGUUACUGAGUUCAAUAGAGGAGCUUUUUUAAGAAAAAAUAAUCACUAUUUACGUUGGUUCGUUAUUUUCUUUUCUUUUGUGGUCGAUGUACUCGUACUGAAAGGGGUAGUAGUGGGCAAUGUUCCUAGCUCGUUGCUCGGCUACGCCACGCCAACAAACCUAGCUGUGGAAACAGAGCUGCUGUGUGAGAACGAUUACAGUGGGCAAGGGGCGCCUGUGAAGACGUGACGGAAGAUCGAGGUCCAGAUGCCCCUCCCCUCCUGCCCGUCCCCAACUUCCUGGUUAUCCCUAGAUAUGCAUAUGUGCUCAGAGCUAAAGCAGGUCUUGAAAGACUUUUUUUUCCUUUUUUUAAAAGAGAGUUUUAAAAAAAAUGGCAAUACAGACGUGGCUCCAUCAAUGCUCCAGAAUACUAACACUUCAGAGCCCACAAUAAGAUGAACUUUUUGUGAUCAAAUAUAAUUAUUUCUCUGUUGAUAUAUUGUAUGAAAUUUAAAAGAAGAAUUUUUUUGCAUGGACACAAAUUUAGCUGAAUUUCAACAAAACAAAAAAAAAUUAAAGAUUAUUUUCUUGAGGCUGCAACUUGCAAAAAAGAGAAGAAAAAACAGAUCAGCCAUUUUUGACAAUUUAUAUUAUUUUUAAAGAUAAAUUUCACUAGUGCAUGGUUUUUGAGGGGAGUGAAUGCAAAAGCGUGAUUAAAAACACCAUGUUUAUCGUCCUUUAGACCAUUCAUGAGUCUGUAUUUUUACAGACGUUCAGUUAAAGAAAGCUAAAAGAAACUUUCUAGCUUAUUAAAGAAAAAAAGACCUAUUUAUGUGACAAAGAAAGGAUUAAAAUAAAUGUAAAGUAUUUAUGUCAUUGUAAAGGCCCAGGCCUUAUAAAGAUAAACAUUAUGUGCAAAUUGUACACUUCUCUCUUUCUCCCUUUUCCCAGGGUGAUUAUUGUACUAUCCAUUGCUACCAUUGUCAGAUUCCCUGAGUAUGUCCCGAUUUUCCAGGACUGUAGAUUAUCUUACGGUUCUGUACUGUUUAAGUCUCUAUUUAUUUUGGAUUUGAUUUGUUUAACAAGCAUGUUGAAAAGGGGUAUUUGCAACAUGGCUUGGGCACACCUUACAGAAACUCAGCAUGUUUUGAUAAAGAAGAUAUUUGGAAUUUUUGCAGUUUCUUGUACAGUGCAUGUAAACUAAGUUACUUUUCUCCCUCACCUUGAACUUAAUCCCGCAGCAAAAUGGCUACCAGUCUUUUGUGGCCAACCGUUAAAAGGUUUAACGAAACAUUCCACCUCCUGGUAACAUAUUUUCUUUCGGAUUUUUAAAAGAGAAUGAAAGGCAAAAACAUUUUAUAUAUAAUGGAAUAAUUAAAAAUUAAAAAUAAUUAUGGUUGCAAGUAUAUUUUAUUUUAAUAUUGUCACUUAAAAAAAAGUUACACAAGCAAAAAGAUCCCAUGAAUUGGUUCUACUAGAGGAAUUUCACCAGAGCAAGUGAUAGUAAAGGGUACUGCAGUAGGCACUAUUUGUCAAGUUUGACUGAGUAACAAGGUAUGUGAUGAUGGGAAAUUGCCACACAAUAUGAAUUUUUAGUUGUUUCUUGUUUUGGAAAAAAAAAAUGAAAUUAAUUAAAUAUAUUUUUGUUAGUUUACUUACAAGCCAAGACCAAUUUAUUUUAUUUUAAUUUUUAUUUUUUUAGUAAUUAUGAGUGCUUUUCACACAGAUGGAGAAGCAUAUGAAUCAAAGGUUAUUAAAAACACUUGAAUGAUAAUACACCGAGACAUUAUUCUUCUUCCUGGAAAAACAUCAUUCUUGUAGGACUUAUCAUUCGUUUCUGUAACAAGCUAUGUAUUUUGUUUCGCAUUGUAUAUAGCAGCUGUUCCAGUUCUUUGAUCUAGCAUAUAAAUAAGCAGUCUUGAAAAUGAGGAUAUUUAGGAAGUGGAAUAAUGCCUCUAAUGAUUACUGACAGGUGUUAUUUACCCUUUUGAAUGCCUUUUUUUCUGUUGCAAUGUGUUCAUGCCGAGGCUAUGUCUUGGCAAAGUAUGGUUGAGUACAGAGAUUUAUGUAAGUUAUUUUUCAAAUUAAAAAUAAAAAAACUGGAUAUAACACAGACAUGGAGUACCAGCAACCAAUGCAAAUGAA
Molecule: messenger RNA, 11470 nt
Organism: Anguilla rostrata (American eel)
Lineage: Eukaryota; Metazoa; Chordata; Actinopteri; Anguilliformes; Anguillidae
Gene: rims2a
Product: regulating synaptic membrane exocytosis 2a
Exons: 45
Coding region: 3261-8996 (1911 amino acids)
Biological process (GO): regulation of membrane potential; regulation of synaptic vesicle exocytosis; calcium ion-regulated exocytosis of neurotransmitter
Cellular component (GO): cytoskeleton of presynaptic active zone; presynaptic membrane
Molecular function (GO): small GTPase binding; transmembrane transporter binding
Source: RefSeq, a predicted model, not a curated record